UGUUUUCUUCUAAACUGAAACUUGUUCCUUGAAGUUCACAUCUUUGUUUCGAACAGUUUUUAGUUGUUCAUGUUUUUUUUUCAGCUUCAUUGGAUGUUAAUGCAGACUCGUUGAAGUUUGUCUCCAGGUUUAAAGGCAGAACUCAGAGAACAAAGUCUUUAUCAGAGAUAUGAGAUGUGGGAUGCAGGUCUUUGUCCAGAAUCCUAAGUCUGGUUUAUCUCUGAACCUCUGGUCGACAUCAUAUGAAGAUGUUUCAAACUCUGCUGUUUUCAGUGUUUGUUGUGUGACUGAUGUGGAUUCAGCAGAAUGGAUCAGUGUGAGAACAGAGGAGCUCUUCCCUGGAAGACCACCGAAAUGACCCCCACAGGACCUGGACCUGGACCUGAACCUGAGAGUCAACCCGAAGCCCAGAGGAUCCACCAGAGACCAGAGUCCUCUGGACCUGGACCGGGACCCAGCUGUGUGUCCUACAGCAGUGACCGGUCCAUGGGUGAACCAUUGGAUUUCCAAAAAUCAACCCAAGAUCCAAUGAAGACGGGAUGCAGAGUGGAGCAGCAGAGCUCAGAGGUUCCCAGUGAUCCACAGCAUCAGACUCAGCUGGACUCCAUAUUUAAGCUGCUGGAGGAGAACAUCUGCACUUUUGUCAAGAACAAACUGAAGACGUUCCAUCAGGUUCUGAGUACAGAUUACCCAGAAUGCUUAGAGAGUCUGAGUGAUGAGGAUGUAGAGCAGAGGAGGAGCUCAGAGGCUUUUCUGAAGAUCACACUAAACUUCCUGAGGAGGAUGAAGCAGGAGGAGCUGGCUGAGCGUCUGCACAGCAGAAGUCAGACUGGAGUUCGUCAGCGUAAACUGAAACGUAACCUGCAGCAGAAGUCUGAGUAUGUGUUUGAGGGCAUCGCUAAAGCAGGAAACCCCAAAACCCUCCUGAAUCAGAUCUACACAGAGCUCUACAUCACAGAGGGAGGGGCUACAGAGGUCAACCAGGACCAUGAGGUCAGACAGAUUGAAACAGCAUCCAGGAACCCACACAGACCACCAACAACCAUCACAUGUGAAGACAUCUUUAAAACACCACCUGACAGAGAUCGACCAAUCAGAACAGUGCUGACAAAGGGUGUGGCCGGCAUCGGGAAAACAGUCUUAACACAGAAGUUCAGUCUGGACUGGGCUGAAGACAAAGCCAACCAGGACAUCCACUUCAUAUUUCCAUUCACCUUUAGAGAGCUGAAUAUGCUGAAAAAGAAGAAGUUCAGCUUGGUGGAACUUGUUCAUCAAUUCUUCACUGAAACCAAAGAAGCAGGAAUCUGGAUCUUUGAAGACUUCCAGGUGGUGUUCAUCUUAGACGGUCUGGAUGAGUGCCGACCUCCUCUGGACUUCAACAAAACUCAGAUCCUGACUGAUGUUACAGAGUCCACCUCAGUGGAUGUGCUGCUGAUGAACCUCAUCAGGGGGAACCUGCUUCCCUCUGCUCGCCUCUGGAUAACCACACGACCUGCAGCAGCCAAUCAGAUCCCUGCUCAGUGUGUUGACAUGGUGACAGAGGUCACAGGGUUCACUGACCCACAGAAGGAGGAGUACUUCAGGAAGAGGUUCAGAGAUGAAGAACAGACCAACACAAUCAUCUCCCACAUCAAGACGUCACGAAGCGUCCACAUCAUGUGUCACAUCCCAGUCUUUUGCUGGAUCACUGCUACAGUUCUGGAGGACUUGUUGAAGACUACAGAGGGAGGAGAACUGCCCAAGACCCUGACCGAGAUGUACAUCCACUUCCUGGUGGUUCAGACCAAAGUCAAGAACAUCAAGUAUGAUGGAAGAUCUGAGACAGAUCCACACUGGAAUAAAAAGACCAGGAAGAUGAUCAAAUCUCUGGGAAAACUUGCCUUUGAGCAGCUGAAGAAAGGAAACCUGAUCUUCUAUGAAUCAGACCUGAAAGAGAGUGGUAUUGAUAUCAGAUCAGCCUCAGUGUAUUCAGGAGUGUUCACACAAGUCUUUAAAGAGGAGAAAGGGCUGUACCAGGACAAGGUGUUCUGCUUCAUCCAUCUGACUGUCCAGGAGUUUGUGGCUGCUCUUCAUGUCCAUCAGACCUUCACCCACACUGGAGUCAAUCUCCUGUCAGAACAAACAUCUGUUUGGUCUAAACUCUUCAAGGUCACCUGUCAACCUGCCCAGUUCUACCAGACCGCUGUGGACCAGGCCUUACAGAGUCCAAAUGGACAUCUGGACCUGUUCCUCCGCUUCCUCCUAGGUCUAUCACUGCCGACCAAUGAGAGUCUUCUACGAGAUCUGCUGACACAGACAGGAAGAAGCUCAGAGACCAAUCAGGAAACAGCUAACUACAUUAGGGAGAAGAUCAGUGAGAAUCUGUCUGCAGAGAAAAGUAUCAACCUGUUCCACUGUCUGAAUGAACUGAAUGAGCGAUCUCUGGUGGAUCAGAUCCAACAGUCCCUGAGAUCAGGACGUCUGUCCACAGAAAAUCUGUCUCCUGCUCAGUGGUCGGCUCUGGCCUUCAUCUUAUUGUCAUCAGAAAAAGACUUGGAUGUGUUUGACCUGAACAAAUACUCUGGUUCAGAUGAGGUUCUUCUGAGGCUGCUGCCAUUGGCCAAAGCCUCCAACAAAACUCUACUCAGUGACUGUAACCUGUCAGAGAGAAGCUGUGAAGGCCUGUCAUCAGUUCUCAGAUCCCAGUCAUGUAGUCUGAGACAUGUGGACCUCAGUAACAACGACCUGAAGGAUUCAGGAGUGACAAUACUGUCAGAUGGACUGAAGAGUCCAGGAUGCAGACUGGAGACCCUCAGACUGUCAGGAUGUCUGAUCACAGAGAGAGGAUGUUCUUCUUUGGUGUCAGCUCUGAAGUCCAAUCCCUCCCAUCUCAGACUGCUGGACGUGAGCUACAACCAUCCAGGAGAAGCAGGACAGGAGCUGUCUGCUCUACAGGAGGAUCCACAGUGGACACUAGACACUCUCUGGUUGGAGCCUAGUGGAGUCCGAUGGUUGAAACCAGGCCUGGGUCUUAGGAAGUAUUUCUGUGAACUCAACCUGGAUCCCAACACAGCGAAUGAAUACCUCAAACUGUCUGAAAACAACAAGAAGGUGGAACUAGUGAAGGAGGUUCAGCCAUAUCCGGAUCAUCAGGACAGAUUUGAGUUCUAUCCUCAGCUAAUGUGUUCAACUGGUCUGACUGGUCGCUGUUACUGGGAGGUGGAGUGGAGUGGAAGGGUUGAAAUAGCAGUGACUUACAGAGGUGUCGGAAGGGAAGGAAACAGUGACAACUGUAUGUUUGGAUCAAAUGAUCAGUCCUGGAGUCUGGAGUGUUAUAAAGGUGGUUACACUGUCUCUCAUAAUGACAGCUGCAAAUACCUCCCUCUGUCCUCCUCCUCCUCUGGUAGAGUAUCAGUGUAUGUGGACUGUCCUGCUGGAUCUGUGUCCUUCUACAGAGUCUCCUCUGACAAACUGAUCCACAUCUACACCUUCAACACCACAUUCACUGAACCACUGUUUGGAGGAUUUGGAUUCAAUGAGGAUAACUCCUCAGUGUCCCUGUGUGAUGUGUAGUUGUGUAGAUGUGUAGUUGUGUUCGUGUAGAUGUGUUUGUGUAGAAAGGUAGUUGUGUAGAUGUGUAGUUGUGUUUGUGUAGAUGUGUUUGUGUAGAAGUGUAGAUGUGUUUGUGUAGUUCUGUUUGUGUAGAAGUGUAGUUGUGUAGACAUGUAGUUGUGUUUGUGUUGAUGUUUUUGAGUUUCAGGUACAUGGGCCAGACGUGGCCAUCAAACAGGCCGGGGGGAUCUGGCACCGCAUCUGGCAUCUUGUGUAGAAGUGUAGUUAUGUUUGUGUAAUUGUGUUUGUGUAGCUGUGUAGUUGUGUAGAUGUGUAGUUGUGUUUGUGCAUUUGUAGUUGUGUGACAGAGUGGCUGUGAGCACCUCAUCACUCCCGCACUGUGCGUUUUUUCCCUUCUUUCUGUUCGAGGAUGAGGCAGCCCAUGUGGAGCCCCAGUGUCCCAUGGAGCAGUGCUCCACAGCAACACAUCAGCGGCUGUCAGCCUGUAUCUGUCCCACUGUUAGGUUUAGGGCUCCCAGAGCUCUGUCCAUUACAAACGGUGACGUCGCCUCCGACAUGUAGAAUGUGUAUUAUAACAGAAAAACACAUAUUUCAGCACCACUGAUUUGUGGCUCCUCUCUGUUUAACCUGGUGUUUGGCUGUAUUUUGUAUCGAAAGAGUCGGAUAUUGAAGAUCUGAGCACCAAUCAGCUGAUCUGUAUGUAUAUAUAUCUGUUUUUUAAGAAAUACUUAUUUUGUACAUGUGAACACCCUCUGUAUCUUUUUUUAUAUCCAAUUACAUAUCACAUCAUUCUGAAACACAUAUGGAAUGGUAGUUUUAUCAGACUGUUUUUCAUGUGGCAUUUUCUUUCAAUAAAAUCAGAGCAUCCUCAACUCUGUUCAUGUAUUUUAACUUAACAACUUUGAAGCAGUGCAAAAGUUGUAAUAAAUGCCCUAAAUGAGACACACUGACCUUUGUGGUGCACUAUUGAAUAUGUAUUUUGAGGAGAAAAUUUUUUUUCCAGUGCUAUGUCUUGUGUGCUGACAAACAUACUGAAUUUGCCCUGCAUCUCUUUGAAACCAUGUAUAUUAAAGCAACUCUGA
Molecule: messenger RNA, 4634 nt
Organism: Sphaeramia orbicularis (orbiculate cardinalfish)
Lineage: Eukaryota; Metazoa; Chordata; Actinopteri; Kurtiformes; Apogonidae
Product: protein NLRC3-like
Exons: 9
Coding region: 307-3552 (1081 amino acids)
Molecular function (GO): protein binding
Source: RefSeq, a predicted model, not a curated record